Amblyraja radiata (thorny skate) is the source of this 8052-nucleotide messenger RNA. Its product is annotated as cell surface hyaluronidase-like. Bases 275 to 5026 code for a protein of 1583 amino acids. NCBI's taxonomy places the organism in Eukaryota, Metazoa, Chordata, Chondrichthyes, Rajiformes, Rajidae. The transcript is spliced from 26 exons. The record is from RefSeq and is a predicted model, not a curated record.
AGUCUCCAGUACUGUGCAACAUCACUGGAAACAGUAGAAUUCUGCCAGGAAGGUCCUAGUGCGUAGUGAUUUACACAAAUAAUAAAUAGACGUGUGUUUCUAUUGAAGAGUAAACGUAAUGUCAAUGAUGUUUCUCUGGCCCUAAUUUGAAAAGUUCAGACACGGCUAGCCAGCUUGAAGUUCGCUGCUUGGCAUGUUAUAAAAUUACUUUAACGGAGUAUUUGGCAGGAGAAUGAGAAGACGACUGAGAGAAUAGUUUAUCUUCAGUUUUUGGAUGAAAAACACAAACCAUACCAUUAAGAGUAACUGCCGUAGGGAAUUUAUUGGACCAAGAUUCAAAAUGCAAACAGAUGAAACCCCCAAGUUCCAAUCUUCCCCCAAAGCCAAUUGCGACAACUGCACAGAUAAGAGGUUUUCGCAAAGUACAAUACCUCAGUCCCUUCAUUUAUGGCCUCAUCAAAAGCAGUUGCUGUUUCAAAAUGUCUCGCCUGCAUUGGAAGCUGCUCCCAGGCUUCUCGUGCCUGAGGAUCAUACACUAAAGAAAAGGAGGAGAGUGUUUUCUAGCCCAGAGGUAGCAAGAGGAUUUGCACUUCACCUGCUGUUUUUUGCUGUAGUUGUACUGGGUUUACUUCACUGGCAUGGCAUGAUACAGCUAUUCCAAGGAAAAAGUUGCAAAGAUGGUGAUCAACAAAUUCAAAGCACUCAUUGGAAGUUGCCAUACUUCACAACCAACUCAUCUGACAUAUACCCGCUGCACAAACGAUUUGUACGGAGCACAAUACCAAGGAAAGACAAACAGGAGAAAAGUUUGCUGACCAUCUACCAGAGAAUGACAGAAGUUAAAGAAAUACUACUGCAAUGUGAAUCUCUUGUAAAAGUGACCAACUAUGUUCUGAGAGAUGCUUUGGGGAAAACUUUGGAGUUCCACCCACUUCCAACCUGUGAUCAGAGGCUGAAUAAUCAGAUUACCAAAAUUGAUCCACUCAUUCUUGUUAGGGUUAAGAUAAAACCACAGUUACUUUACCAAGUCUUACACUUCCUGAAAGAGCUAGACUUGCUGGCGGAUGCUCAUCUAGCAAAAGCGUUCUACAUUGUGAAAAAGCUAAUUAAGCAAAAAAUGAUAUUGGGAAAGACAAGUAAAACCAAUAAUGAACAUGUCUUAAAAUGGCUGAAAAGGAACAGGACCCACAGAAAGUCCUUUAAAGUGGAUUGCCCACAUAAGGCCCCAUAUUUAUUACCCUGGAACCCUGGACAUCAUGAAAAUAAGAAGGUUAAGAUUGGACGGGGAAUGUUCCUAAAACUGGAGUCUUCUGCCUCGCUACAUUCCAUUGUUAUAGAGAACGGGGGUAAACUCGUGUUUAACGAUGCGCCGAAAUCCCCUAUCACUCUGAGAGCUCGCUAUAUUCUGAUCAGGAGCGGGGGCGAGCUGCACAUCGGAGCGGAAAAAUGCCCCUAUAUUUCCAACGCCACUAUUACUCUCUACGGAAAGUCGACAGAUGCAUUAAACGUGGAGCAUUUUGGUCAGAAGUUCAUUGGAGUGGACAAAGGUGGUGUUUUGGAAUUGCACGGAAGGAAAACCUUGUCUUGGACAUUUUUAGCCCAAACUCUCUACCCGGGUGGCUUGCAGUCUGGGUCUUACCGCUUUGACAGGUACUGGGGCAGCAGGGGUAUCAACAUCAGGGUGAUAGAUCCCGGCACGGCCAAGGUGCUCGCAGCCCACCGUUUCGACACUCACCUCUGGGCGGAUGAGAGCAGGCGGCUGCAGGAGUUUUUACGCCGCCAAGCCAGAGGGCGAAUAGUGGCCAUCGCUGUCGGAGACUCGGCCGCCAGGAGACUGACGCGGUCUGCCAGGAAUGACCUGAGCGAACUGCUGGGGAGCAAAGAGGCGAUGUAUCUGGGCUACAGGCAACCAUGGGCUGCGAUUGGAGUUCUUGGUGAAUUAUUUGCUAUGGAAGACAAACAACUGUAUAAGCCUGAUGGGUCAACCGGUAUGGCUAUAGUAAGAAGAGACUUUCAGACAUAUGAUGGGAUUCAUUUCACAGUCACUGCUUUCAGUGAGUGGGUGAGAGGUGUCCCUCACUGUGGCUUUCGUGUAGAUGUGUCAAAUGGUGUUAUUCUUAAUUUAAUGGAUGAUGCCUCAAGCUGGUUGCCUGGUGAUCAAAUAGUCAUUGCAAGCACUGAUUAUUCUAUGCAUCAGGCUGAAGAAUUUGAUCUCCUUCCCUGUCCUGGGUGUAAUAUUUAUCAGAUUAAAAUUGGCAAGCCACGUUACCUCCAUAUGGGCGAAAUUGUAGAUGGAAUCGACAUGAGGGCUGAAGUUGGACUUUUAAGUAGAAACAUCCUCAUAAAAGGAGAAAUGGAGGACUCCUGUUACGGACAAAACUUCUGCCACUUCUUUAGCUACGAUACAUUUGGUGGACAGAUAAAGAUCCUAAGAAACUUUGCCUCGGUUCACUUGUCUGGUGUAGAGUUGACUAACAUGGGCCAGCAGAUACUUGGGAGUUACCCAGUACACUUACACCUGGCUGGAGAUGUGGAUCGGAAAGGCGGCUACAAUCCGCCAACUUAUGUGGACAACCUAUCCAUACAUCACUGUUUCUCUCGAUGUGUGGCUAUACAUAGAACAAAUGGUUUGCUGGUCAAAGAUACAAUAGGGUAUGACACGCUUGGACAUUGUUUCUUCCUGGAGGAUGGUGUGGAGCAGAGAAACAUACUGUAUCACAACCUGGGUCUCCUUACCAAGCCAGGCACCAUCCUCCCUUCUGACCGCAAUGAAAUUAUGUGCAUUUCAAUCCGUAAUAAAGUUUGUGGAAAUUAUAUUCCCAUACCAAGUAAUGACUGCAUGGCUGUCACUACAUUUUGGAUAUCCAACCCUAACAACCACCUCAUCAACAAUGCAGCAGCUGGUGCCCAGGAUGUGGGGAUAUGGUAUAUUUUCCACCGUAACCCUACCGGAGAAUCUGUGGGUCAAUUUCCAGAUGGCCAGUCAGAGUUUACCCCCUUGGGAAUAUUUUACAACAACAGGGUACAUUCUAACUUCAAGGCUGGACUUUUCAUUGACAGUGGAGUGAAGACAACCAAAUGCAAUGACAAUGAUCCCAGGGAAAUUCUUGCACUGGACUUUGCAAGGUUUCGCCCUCAUCAAAAUGCUGACCCCAGGCAGCCACGUGUUCCUGCUGUUAUUGAUGGUCUUAUAGCUUUUAAAAACAAUGAGCAUGGAGCUUGGGCUAGAGGGGGAGACAUUAUAUUCCGCAACUCCGGGUUCUCUGAUAAUGGGAUAGGCCUGACUCUAGCAAGUGAUGGAACAUUCCCAACUGAUGAAGGCUCGAGCAUGGAAGUGACAAGAUCAGUUUUUGUUGGUGAAAGCAUUAACGUGGGCUACAAUGGCGGACAGAACAGAUACUGGGGCAAGGGUGCAUAUGGAGAGUACAGAACAUUGCCAAGAAACAGAACAUUUCCCAUCCGCGGAUUCCAGAUCUAUGAUGGUCCAGUCAGGUUGACACGGUGCACAUUUAAGAAAUACUUAUCUAACCAUGAAAGGUACAGUAGUGCACUUGGAUUCUUUAUGAGGAAUCCCUGGCAAAUCAGCCCCCAAAAUAAUAUAUCUCAAGUCAAGUUGGAGACUAGUGCUAAUCUUGAGGUAUUUUUUGGCACGCCAGGGCAGUGGUUUGGCACCAACAGCCUUGAUGGUGACCAGACUUCUAUCUUCCAUGAUUUGGAUGGUUCAGUGACUGGAUUUCCUGAUACAUUUGUGGUCAGGGCUGAUAACUACUUGGUCCGUCAUCCAGGCUGCCUGAGUGUGCCUAGGUGGAAUGGUGUAAUCUGCACUGGCAAGUAUGCACAGCUCUAUGUUCAAGCAUGGCAUCCAGAGAAUCCAUCUCUCCUGAUUACAAAGGAUUUGUACCCAAACCACCCACUGAAGCUGCAGGGUGUAAAUCGUAGGGCACCCUAUCAGCAGUACCAGCCUGUGGUCAUGCUGGAACAAGCCUACACAUUAUCAUGGAAUGGCAGUACGCCUGAGCAGAUUGUCCUCUACCCGAUCAAUUUUAACAGAGGAGACUGGAUCCAAGUCGGCCUUUGUUAUCCCAGAGGAACAGUUUUUAAAGUCAUGUCCGAUAUAUACCAACGAACAAGUGGAAGAGUGCACAGUGUGAAACAGUACAAAACAGCAUCGUCUUUAAGCAUUCUUCAAAAAAACCCAAGCAAGAGCCUGUACUUUUUUGACAUUGAUUCUGGGAUUCUUUUUAUUAUCCUCCAAGCAAAACAAGCACGCAAAGGUCACAGUUACUGCUCCAAGCAUGGGUGUGAGCGAGUGAGGAUCUUGGCACACAUCAACACCUGGGAAACCAGCUCCUGCUUGCAAACUGGUUAUUCAAAUAAAGACACAAGUGGGCAGGGCCACCUCACGACUCUAACUGGGCGUGUCGCUGCUUCCUGCAGUCAGUGUGGUGCACCACAGGUAGCAAUCACCAGCGAUCCACACAGAACUUACAUCAGAGUUCAGAUACAAUCCCAGAGCAGAAGAGACCUACAAAAUGGCCAUGAAUUUGCAUUCAUUAAGGUGAAUGAUGAAGUUUUGCUCUUUGUGAAGCCGGGGUUGUUUGUUAUCACAGUAGAUGCAUGCUCUGGAGAGAUAUUGGGCAGACAGCACUUUGACACGGCCCAAACACUGCCAAUGGCUGACUCUAUAGCUAAUUACAUCCAAGCAAUUAUUCCAGAAAGAUCAAUUACCCUGGUCUGUUCAAGGGGAGUUUACGCCUGGCCACUAAACCGUGUCUCUUCAGCUUUUCUCAGGAUAGGUGCUGCAAAGCCCAUCAAAUUUUUCAUGGAAGGAAGUUUUGCUAUGUUAGGUUUCAAGGGCCAGCUGACACCAGCAUGGAUUAAAAUUAUAAGCCACAGUGUUGGGCAGCUGGCUGCCUCCGUGCAGCAGUAUGUUCCAUUGAAACUACAUGAAUACGGCUGUCCUGGAAAACUGAAGGAAAAUCGGAAAGAUUUAAAGUUGUUUCAAGACUUAAUGUCUCCAUUCUAAUUUAUGACUAAUGACAAGAAAGGGAGAGAAUUUGUUGACAUACUGACAUUUUUUGUAUCAUUUCUUUAAAUAAAUAUUAUGUACAUGAGUAGUGAGUAAAUGGUUUUACUUAAAGGUAAAUUAACUUGAUGUAAUAUAACUGUGGAGAUGAGCAUACAAUAUUUUUGUUAUUCAUAGUUUUAUUUUGUUGGUCAUAUGGAAAGCGAUUUGUCAUUCUAAGAAAUGAACAGUUUCCAUAAAAUGGACAAAUGCAGUUCUGGUGAUAUACAAACAAAAGUAGAUGUAUUCAUGUGCUUGUUGAUCUUUGGGGACAUGAUGUACUUUCUAGCGUUCAACUACAAAAUGCUCAGUUUUGCGCUUUGUUUUUAACCCCGAGUAUGUGGGAAUAAAUCUUGAAUUGUUCACGAGAGUGGUGGUAAUUAUGAAAAGUAGUAAUUAUGAAAAGUAGAACUGUUCAUAUAUCUCAAAACUUGUAAGUGGUACCCUAAACCCCAGUGGUUUAUAAUAUUGAAAUCCUGUUGGCAUUCAUGACAUCUGAUGUAAAAUGAAUGAAGUAUGCAUGCGGCUAAUUUAUGGUAUAGAUCUUUUCAGAUUUGCAUUAAGCAUGGUUCCUGCAAACAGAACUUCCUGAAGAUUCAUUUGAAAACUAGCUGGGUUUACAGUGAUGAGAUAUAAAGAUUGGGUGUAGAUUGUAAUGCAGAACCAAUAUAACCCAAGUAUAUGCAGCAUGAAUGUUACCAUUAGCAUUAUGUAUAUGGAGAGUUUUCUGCUUUGUCACCCUUCAGAUUUGCAUCUUUGGAUGAUGUAGAUGAUACAGUUAUCAUUAAAGCUGUGUUUUGAAUACAGAACACAUAUUUAAAGCUGAAAUACAUUUAUAUGAAUGACAUAAAUCAAAUUAUGUGUUGAGUUAAAUUUGUAGCUUGCCUCAGUAGAAACUAAUUGUAUGCAGAUUUAUUUACAGAAAAUAAGCUUGGUUCCUAAUUUUUGCUCACUGCUCGGUUUUACUGAGUUACUCCAGCACUUUAUGUCUUUAUUUACUUCCCUUACUCUUGUACCCAAUCCCAACCAAACGAGGGCAAGCAUAACAUAUGCUUCUUUACCACUCCUUUUAUUUAGGCUGCCAUUUUCAGGGAGCUAUGGACUUGGACCCUAAGGUGCUACUGUAGCACCUCAUAGAAUCAUGGAGUGAAACAGCAUGAAAACAGGCCAUUCAGCCCACGGAGUCUGCACCAACCAACAACCACCCGUUGUCACCAAUUCUAAAUUAAUCCCAUUUAUCGUUCUCCCCUCCUUCUCAUCAACUCCUCUUAGUUUCCACCAUUUAUCAAUGUACCUUUGCCCUACAAACCCGCACAUCUUUGAGCUGUGGUUCCAAUCAGGUCCCAGUGACUUACUUAAUGCUCAAAGUAGCAACCUGAGAACAAGAGAAUAGCAAGCACACUGACGUUUUAUACAUUGCAGGCAAUAAUUUCCAUGGGCUUAAUGAAGGAAAUGUUUUCGCCCCCAAGUUAUACAAAAUGACACUGUCAGAAAAUGUGUUAGAUUUAUUAGUGUUUUGUUGAGAUUGAAGCUGAAAGCUCCAAUUGUGCUUUUGGGAACCACCAUAAUAUAUAAACAAAAAUCCUAAGCCUUUAAGAUCUGUAAAUAUUUGUGUGCAAAAGUUUCAUCAUUCCUACCCGUCAGCGCUGCCAAUAUGGAGUUUGCACAUUCUCCAUGGCUGCAUGGCUUUCCCCAAAAGUGCUCCAGCUUCCUCCAGUCAUCACAAAGAUAUGUGUGUUGGUCGGUUAAUUGACCACUGUUCCUGGUGCUUAAGUAGAACAAUGUGUGUAAGUUGUGUGAAGCGAAUAUAAAUGGGAUCAGUGCAGGACUGGUGUAAGUGAGUGCUUGAUUGUCGACCUGGACUUGAUGGUGCUGAAGAGCCAAUUUCCAUGCUGUGUUUGUGACUCUGACUCCAAUUUUAGAGGCUGAAAACUAUAAUGAUAAUUAACCUUGGGCAAGAGAAAAACGAAGUGAUCCAUUCUUUAGAAAAUCUAUUGGAGUUCAACAAGCAGUUAUAGAUACCAUUGGCCAGAUUCAUUGCAACUUGGAAGUUGAUCUGAAGUGUAGUAUAGAGUCUGUUAAGGGCCUCAUAAAAAUCUGUUAAUGUGAGUUCACGGACUAACAGUAUCCCUAUAUCUUAUAAACCAAGUUGAAUACUUUCAUAUUGUACAAUGAAAUUUAGAUUCUUCCAAUGCCUACAAAAUGAUCAUUUUUACUGUGAUAGUUUUCUACCAUUUGUAUAAUUUUAGGGAUCUUUCCUGAAGUAUAUACCAAAUAGUUUUAGAAUUUAAUUUUUGAACAAAAUAAUUGAUGCUUACUACGCUGCUGAUAAUUUCUGUAACAAAUGUCCAUUCUCUGACGAGAUGUUCCUUCAGAUAAAAUGAAAAUCCUUUCCUGACCUGCCUGCCUGCACCCCCCCCCCCCCCCCCCCCCCCCCCCAAUUCAAUCACCAACAUAAAUUUAAGAUUUUCAUCCCAGUGUUUACAUCCAUUCAUGCCUCUGCCUCUCUCCUCCCCAAGGGACCCCAAGCAUUCCCUUCUUUGAGCUCCCUCAAUCCAACAACCUUCCUGCCUUCCAUUUAAAACUUGUCCCUGCUGAAGCUCUUGGUCACCUUUCCAAAUGUUCCCCUCAUUAGCUAAGUAUCCACUUACCAUUUUUAUUGCUCUGAAGGACUUAAAGGUACCGGUACUUUAUAUAUUUUAAGAUUCUUUGUUAAAAUUUCUGCUUUUCAUGAAUCUAAUGCAAAUUUACCUCAAAUUUGUCAUAGUGUUUCGGGAGAUUUGCCCAAGUUUGGUGCUGAAUGUAAAAUUUGCAAUAGCCGGCAGCACUUUAGAAAGUGUUUAAGGUUUACUUUAAACAUAUCUGCUAAUAUAUUUGAGAUUGGUAACUGUGCACUUGCAAAUAUACUUAUUAUCAAGCUAUCUGUAUCAAUGUCUGGUCCAUCACCUGCCAAUAACAAUGUUAAGUAAAUGGAAAUCAUUUUAUAC